UUAUUGUGAAACGUUCACCGGAAGUGUUGGCUUUUAUUACAACGGGCUUGACAUGUCACACGGACAGGAGAUUCGCUGUCAAAGAGGGUGGAUGCCAGAGAUGGAAAUGACCUAGAGGCCUUACAGAUACAUUUGUGCUCUUGUCGCCGUAAUCUGCAUCCGCGGGCAAGUCCCACCUACCUCAGCCUGCACACGGACGGACGGGAAAAGCAGGAAGCCCGUCGGGUGGGGCUGCUGGACACACGGAGCCAAGUAGCGCUUUUGGAGAGGAGCACCUUGAGACGGACCGGAUCCGCCUCAUUCUCACAGUCCGGAAUCUGUUUGCAUGUUGUUGUUUUUUUUUUUUAAACAUUUUGUAACCUCCAUGCUGUUGACCAGUGUUAAUUUUUUGCUUUCAAUCUAAUUUUCUUUUUUUCUACUUUCAUCAGUGAAGGAUUUCUAUUUGUACAAAAGCUCCAGACUGUAUGAAGAAUUCUUUUUCCCCCUCUUCUGAAGGAAGGCUAACGCACUUUACACCUCGGCUCUCGGAUCAGUUUUUGAAUCUCGGAGACAUGCGUGUUGAUAUGCAGCUGGCCUGCAUGUAAGCACGUCACUUUCGAUUCCCGGCCCUCCCCGCUCGCCACUCCUGCCUUCGGAUUCCCUCAAGGCGCACUGAGAUGAGCCUCCGGCAGGCAGCAUCCCUCAGUGGUCUUUUUACGUGACCUGGACUGUCGCGGUUCGAGUCUUUUCCUCGUGCGGUCGACAGGAUUUUUUUUUUUGUCCGAGGGUCGGGGAAAGUUAAGCAGGAACAGGAUCUUUAGGUGCCGGUGCACCACCUAUGUAUUGUUGCAGUGUGCAACAAAGUAAAAUGGACUACAAGCGUCGCUUUUUGCUCGGCGGGUCCAAGCAGAAAGUCCAACAGCACCAGCAGUACCAGAUGCCUGAGUUGAGCCGGACCCUUAGCGCCUCAUUGGCCUCCUCUUGCUCGGCCUCCUCUUCGCCGAUGGGGCUCCCCGGCGGCGGCUGCCACCCGCCCCCCACCUCCCCCACGACAGCGGUGGCCGACAUCCAGCAGGGCAUCUCCAAGUACUUGGACGCCCUCAACGUGUUCUGCCGGGCCAGCGCCUUCCUCACCGACCUAUUCAGCAGCGUGUUCAGGAACUCUCACUACUCCAAAGCGGCUAUGCAACUGAAGGACGUGCAGGAACACGUCAUGGAGGCGGCCAGCCGGCUGACGGCGGCCAUCAAGCCGGAGAUCGCCAAGAUGCUGAUGGAGCUGAGCGCCGGGGCCGCCAACUUCAAAGAUCAGAACGACUUCAACCUGCAAGAUGUCGAGGUUCUGGGUCGGUGCUUCUUGACGGUGAUGCAGGUCCACUUCCAGUUCCUUUCACAGACCCUGCAGAAGGUCCAACCCGUGGCCCAGUCCUGUCUGGCAGAAGCUCUGGCUCAGGCCCAGGAGCGCUCGACCAGCGCCCGGGCCCAAAGCGCCGAGCUCGGGCCGCUCACAGAGCUGGAGGAAGCUUCCCGCUCGUGGAAAUGCGCAGCUGAGGCCAUGUCAAGGCUGCGGGAGAGAGGUCGCGACGGCUGCCUGGCAGGCCUCCAGGUCCAGCAGCUCUUCUGCGUGCACAACACCAACAUCCCCGAGCACCAGCUGAAGGAGCUCAACAUGAAGAUAGACAGCGCUCUACAGGCGUACAAGGCAGCGCUGGAGAGCCUGGGCCACGGAGAGUACGCGCUGAAGGCCGGUUUCCAUCUCAACCCCAAAUGCGUGGAGGCGGCUUUGCAGGGCUGCUGCGGAGAGGCCGAGGCCCAGCAGGCGGGCCGGAUGCACACCACCUCCCAGCCCAUCCAGUGCGAGUUACCCACCAUUCCCGUGCAGAUCGGCUCGCAUUUCCUCAAGGGCGUGUCCUUCAACGAGUCGGCGGCGGAGAACCUGAAACUGAAAAUGCAAACCGUGCUGCAGCUCAUUAAGGAGGCGCUGGGCCAAAACGGGCUGACCUCCAGGGACGACUGCCCUGUCACCGAAGUGCUCAACCAAGUGUGUCCGUCCAGCUGGAGGGGAGCCUGCAAGACGGCCGUCCAGCUGCUGUUUGCUCAGGCCGGUCUGGUGGUGGUCGACACGGCUCAGAUCGAGAACAAGGAGUCGUACGCGCCUCACAUCAGCCUCGAAGGAUCCAAGCUGGUGGUCCAGGUUCCUUCCACGUGGUGUCUGAAGGAGGACCCGGCAACCAUGUCCUUGCUCCAGCGUAGCCUCGAUCCGGAGAAGACGCUCGGCCUGGUGGACGUGCUCUACACAGCCGUGUUUGACAUCAAUAGAUGGAAGGAAAGGAAAGAGCAAGCUUUGCCGACUAUCCAGAUUCAGCUGCAGCGGGAGAGCCCGGACUUUGGCGGCCACGCGGAUUUACCGCCGGGCCCUAACUCCAAGGCCUCCAGCGGCCUCCCCAAAACCAUCUCCAAGCUGACUUCCAAGUUCACCAAGAAGGUGUCGUCCGGCUCCAACAGCGGCGGCAGCUACUCCUUCCCCAACACGCCGUCCCGCGGCAUGCUGACGGGCUCCGAGGACAAGGCCAAGAGCUUGGGCCGCAACGAAGGCCGCCUGCACAGCUUGCUGCAGGCUGGGGCUCUGUCCGGCGGCCCCGAAGCGGGCCCCCAAAACCCGUUGGCCAACGGUUUGGCGUGCGACGAGCAAGGCAUGAACCUCCCCACCGACCAGGAGAUGCAGGACGUCAUCGACUUUCUCUCAGGGUUCAACAUGGGCAAAUCCCAGCAGGCCUCCCCGCUCGUCAAGAGGAGGAACUCGGUGGCGUCCGCCAACCCCACCGAGCUCAAAACCCCCGCCGGACCUUCGCCGACCUCCCCGGUUAUUUCUCACGGCACGCAGACCUUGGCUCAGGCCCAGCCUCCGCCACCACCGCCGCCGUCACAACAGCAGCCAGCGGCCCCGCCUCCGCCCCAGCAGCCCUCCUCCCAGACCCUGCAGUACUACCAGCACCUCCUGCAGCCCAUCAGCCAGCAGCAGCCGCCUCCUCAACUUCCUCCCCCUCAGCAAAGGGCGUCCAGCAAGUGGUUGGGCACGUCCAGCCAGCAACCCCCGCCCGGAGGCUUGUCCCCCCUGGGCCCCAUCGGCCAGUGGGGAGGCUCCCCGGGGUUGCCGGACCUGAGCUCGGACCUGUACAGCCUGGGCCUGGUGAGCACGUACAUGGACAGCGUCAUGUCCGAGGUGCUGGGCCAGAAGCCCCAGGGGCCCCGCAACAACACGUGGCCCAACAGAGAGCAGAGUGACGGCGUCUUCGGGGUCCUGGGAGACACGCUGCCUUUCGACCCCGCAGUGGGCUCAGACCCUGAGUUUGCCCGCUACGUGGCCGGCGUGAGCCAGGCCAUGCAGCAGAAGCGUCAGGUGCAGCACCCGCGUCGCCUCAGCAACCCUCGCAGCAACUGGCCCAUGCCCGACGACCAGCACAGGACGUGGACACACCCCGAGUACUACAGCGAGGGCGAGGCAGUCAACAGCAGCUGGUCAGCCAAUCAGGGCGACUCCGCCAGCUCCAGCGACGAGACUUCUUCCACCAACGGAGACAGCCUCUUCUCCAUGUUCUCUGGACCCGACUUGGUGGCGGCGGUCAAGCAAAGAAGGAAACAUAGCUGCGGUGAGCCGGAAGCCUGCACGCUGCCCUCGCCGCCCCUCCAUCAUAUUGCUGAUGACAACCAGGACAGCAAAACAAAAACGUGGCCUCCCAAAGCACCGUGGCAGCACUCGGCCCACGGCGGCGGCGGCGGCGGCGUGACCAAUCCCAGCUCUUCCCUGUACCACCAGAUGAAUCUGGCUCCGCCCUCGUCGUCGCAGUGGAGCGACUCCCUGCAGAUGCUGCAGUCGCCCGUGUGGGCGGCCGGCGGCGGCGACUGCUCGCCUUCGGCCGCCGCCAUCUCCUCGCCGUUCCCCUUCGGCCAGCAGCAGCAGCAGCAGCAGCAGCAACUGAAAGGCAUCAAGGCCUUCAAGUCGUUCCCCUUGAAACACGAGCACAGGUCCUCCUUCCUGCACCAAUACUGAGCCGGCCACUACACACGCUACACGCUAACAGUAAACACACUGGCUCGAUCUACUCCACCUUUCCGACGUACUUCCACACACGCUACUUUUGGACAGGCGUUAUCAGGGCCACGCCGACGGGAAAUAAUGCAGCUGACCACCAUUACGGCUCAGUUAAGUCCAACUCGUAAGAGAAUGAAAUUGAAUUUUAUGAGCAAAAAAAAAGUCACAAAAAUUGAAGUCAGAACUGUAUGAGAAAAAAUGACUUUUGCUAGUUUACAGCCUCGUUCUCGUCACAUGACCUCUCAUCUCCCGAGACUUUACGACUUUUGUGUAAUUGAGCAUCUUUAGUUUUUGCUCGCUUACCGUACGACAUGACAAAUAAUUCUCGUAACAUGACAUAUUUGUCUUGUGUGACGAUGACUUUUUUUUUUUGUUUGCAACUUAUUUUGCCUGUAACUUAACAUUUUUUCUCAAAUGACGACUUUUACUUGCUACUGUCCAAUUUAUUGUUGUAAUCCACUCCCCCUUCAGUUUCAAACUACAACUUUUUUCUCAUACAUUUACACUUUACGAUAACGUAACGACUUGCUUUUGCACAUAACAGUGACUUUUUUGCUCGUACCUAAACAGUUUUCCUAAUGAGUUUUUUUUCAUGUAAUGUUGCAAACCUUUUGAUUUAUUUUCCAUUUCCGCGUGGCCCUGAUACUCCAACGUAUAUAUCACACAGAGACCUAUUUUUACAUUUUCCUUCCUCUGCCCUAACUACUUAAGUUACUCACUACUAUUAUUAUUAAUAUUAUUACUACGAAGCGGUCAUUUCUCUGCCUUACGAAGAGUGCGGCCGAUGCCCGUCCUCUCAGGCAAGAGCUGGAGACCGCUUGAGAAAUAAAAAAACAAAAAAUUUAAAAAAAGUGUGUACAGCGAGCUGUAACUGCCAAAUGUACAGCUAGCGUGUACGUGAAACAUGAAUUUUCAUUUUUCCUUAUAUUUUUAAAGAGGCUCUGAGCAGGCUCAGCACGGUUAACACACAUAUUCUACUUAUUUUUUUGUUUAUGAUGUUUUUUUGUUUUUUUUUCCUCAUCCACAACACACAAAUAUGAUAUGAAAUGUGCCAUUUUGCCAACGAAAGCACUUGUUCCCAACCAAAGCAGGAGACGGAACGGUGGUGCAUUCGCUUGGCCCUCGCAAAAUUGGACGCCACGACUCCUUGUUACAUUUUCGCAACAGUAUUAAUAAAUGUAGUGAACGGCUAUUUUCCACUUUCCCAUUUAUGUGAAAAAAAAAAAA
Syngnathus acus (greater pipefish) is the source of this 5296-nucleotide messenger RNA. RefSeq names its product granule associated Rac and RHOG effector protein 1-like. The record is from RefSeq and is a predicted model, not a curated record. Gene Ontology annotation, biological process: Rac protein signal transduction. Lineage: Eukaryota; Metazoa; Chordata; Actinopteri; Syngnathiformes; Syngnathidae. Gene Ontology annotation, molecular function: CCR4-NOT complex binding.